Molecule: messenger RNA, 1278 nt
Organism: Nerophis lumbriciformis (worm pipefish)
Lineage: Eukaryota; Metazoa; Chordata; Actinopteri; Syngnathiformes; Syngnathidae
Source: RefSeq, a predicted model, not a curated record
AUGGCGACGUCCCUCGGCUCCAACACCUACAAUAGACAGAACUGGGAAGACGCGGAUUUCCCAAUUCUCUGUCAAACAUGUUUAGGAGAAAACCCUUACAUUCGAAUGACCAAAGAGAAGUAUGGAAAAGAAUGCAAGAUCUGUGCCCGACCCUUUACCGUGUUCCGCUGGUGUCCUGGAACACGGAUGCGUUUCAAGAAGACUGAAGUCUGUCAGACUUGCAGUAAAAUGAAGAAUGUUUGUCAGACAUGCCUGCUGGACUUGGAAUAUGGUUUACCCAUCCAGGUUCGAGACACAGGGAUGGCUAUCAAAGAUGACAUUCCCCGCUCGGAUGUGAACAAAGAAUACUUUACGCAGAACAUGGAGAGAGAGUUAGCCAAUUCGGAUGGCACACGGCCACCCGGUCAGAUUGGAAAGGCGACCAGUUCUAGUGACAUGUUGCUGAAACUAGCCCGCACAACACCGUACUACAAGAGAAACCGUCCACACAUCUGCUCCUUCUGGGUUAAGGGGGAGUGCAGGAGAGGGGAAGAGUGUCCCUAUAGACAUGAGAAGCCCACGGAUCCCGAUGACCCUCUCGCUGACCAAAACAUCAAGGAUCGUUACUAUGGUAUUAAUGAUCCGGUGGCUGACAAGCUACUCAAGCGGGCCUCAACCAUGCCUAGACUGGACCCACCUGACGACAAGUCCAUCACCACGCUCUAUAUCGGGGGUCUUGGUGAAACGGUCACAGAUGGUGACCUCAAGGGGUUCUUCUACCAGUUUGGUGAGAUUCGUACCAUCACAAUUGUACAAAGGCAGCAGUGCGCCUUCAUCCAGUUUGCCACAAGGCAGGCUGCUGAAAUGGCUGCAGAGAAGUCUUUCAACAAGCUUAUCGUUAAUGGUCAGAGGCUCACUGUAAAGUGGGGAAGGUCUCAGGCAGCAAGAGGAAAGGAGGGUGAAGGAGUUUCUGAGAUGGGCACCAGAUUGGAUCCUGUGCCAGGAUUGCCAGGAGCACUACCUCCGCCACCACCUAUUGAUGAAGAAGCUCCAGCAAAUUAUUUUAACCUAGAUGCGAGUAGCUCACCAGCUGUCAUGAACCUUACUCUGCCGCCGCCCCCAGGCCUCAACCCACCGCCUCCAGGUUUUGGUCCCCCAAUGUUUCACCCCAUGGGCCCCAUGGCUCCACCUAUGCCCCCACCCAUGAGCAUGAGACCUCCAGGUCAAAUCCACUACCCCUCCCAGGAUCCUUUGAGAAUGGGUGCACAUGCUGCACAUGGGGCACGCCACGGUGAUUAG